GGGUAUAUAAAAUCCAACAAAUAAUUAUUUCUACCGAGAAUGAGAAUGAAAUUCGGUUUCUUUUGGACAUCGGUAUUUUUUGGUUAAAAACAAUUUAUUAUUUUUUUUUUACUCAUAAAUUUUAAAUGCAAAACCUUGAUUCAGUGAUGUUUUGGAACUGAGACAUCAGUAGACAAAAAUUGAAGGUUUCCCCAAAACAAUCCAACAUCACACCCGCGCCGUCUCUCUCUCUCUCUCUCUCCAAACCACCGCCGCCGGAACUUCCUUCACCACCGUCCGGUCAUCGCUUCUUCCAUACCGCCGUCACUCAGCUAUUAACAGUUUCUUCAAUCUUCACAAAACUUCUUAGCUCUGGUGUGUGGUAACAUUAGCUUCUAAAUUUUAAGGACACCAAAAUGGAACCUUUGGAAAGUUCUGGAGACCAUGUUGAGGUUAAAUCUCGAAGGGUCCGAGCACGGCCACCGGAUACUAAUCCACUGAUUAUGCCAACUAAGAAGAUGAAGAAGAGGAAAGGGGUGGAACAGGAACGGGGGAAGGGACGUGGAAAAGUUCAAUCAAAUAAGAAACAGAAGUUGAGCAAAACUCAGAAAAGGAAGCUGAACAAGGCAGAGGAUGACAAGAAUAAACAACUUUUGAUGGAAAAAGCCAUUAAGACAUUAAAUGAGAACACGCUUCCUGAGUACGCUUUUCCCCUUUUGCAAUCAUCAUGCAAUAUCAACCGGGAAGAGACUGUGAAGGAAAAGCGUAGGAGAGCAGUACAUUUAUUAAAAGAAGGAUUGGAGGUUCCACAUGGUGAUGACCUGUCCAAGAAACAGGAUUUUCCUUCUAUAACCGAGCCUGAGUCAGAAGAUGAAGAUAUUCUUGAGGAAUCUGAGGAAAAAGACAUCAUUCAACCUUUUAUAACUGAAAGAGAAAUCUUAUAUACAACAUCCACUCCUUUGGGGUCUUCACAAGAACCAAUUCAUGGAAAUGAAGUUGUAAAUUAUGAAUCUGUUGCUGAACCUGUAGCUGACAUUUCUACUGACAAGAAACCUGAUGAAAUCAAAAGUUCUUCUCCCACUUCUUGUUCUAUUGAUGAGAUAAAAAGCACGAAGUCAAAGGACAUGACAGAUGAGAAGCCGGCCACCAAUUUCAAUGAAUUGAGCAACCUUCCAAAUGUUUCUGCACAGAGGCUUUUGACUCCUGCUACUGUUGUGCAUGUAUAUAGGCCAUCAGAUGUUCAAGAGAAAAGAAAGGAUCUUCCUAUAGUCAUGAUGGAGCAAGAGAUAAUGGAAGCUAUAAAUUACAAUUCCAGUGUCAUCGUAUGUGGAGAAACUGGAUGUGGUAAAACAACUCAGGUUCCCCAGUUUCUUUAUGAAGCUGGCUAUGGUUCAAGCAAGUUCCAUGGCCGCAGUGGUGUUAUUGGUGUCACUCAACCACGUAGGGUAGCUGUUCUUGCCACAGCAAAGCGUGUGGCGUAUGAGCUUGGUGUUCGUCUUGGGAAGGAGGUUGGUUUUCAAGUUAGAUAUGACAAGAAAAUUGGAGAUAAUUGUUCUAUCAAGUUUAUGACUGAUGGAAUUUUGCUACGAGAAGUUCAGAAUGAUAUUUUAUUGAGGCGUUAUUCUGUCCUAAUUCUUGACGAGGCUCAUGAGAGGAGCUUGAACACAGACAUUCUGAUCGGGAUUCUCUCGCGUGUAAUUAUACAACGCCAAACGAUUUAUAACGAUCAGCAGAAGGUGAUCCUUUCAGGAGAAAGUAUAAGUCCAGAACAAAUGAUUUUUCCAUUAAAACUUGUGCUGAUGAGUGCCACCUUGCGAGUACAAGAUUUUACUUCUGGAAAGUUAUUCCAAACUCCUCCACCGGUGAUAGAAGUUCCUACGAGGCAGUUUCCAGUUACGAUGUAUUUUGCCAAAAAAACCGAGAUAACAGAUUAUGUCGGUGCGGCAUAUAAGAAGAUCUUGGCAAUUCACAAGAAGUUGCCAUCUGGGGGCAUACUUGUCUUUGUCACUGGACAAAGGGAAGUAGAGGACUUGUGCAGGAAGCUGCGCAGAGCUUCAAAGGAGUUUGUCAUGAAAAAAGUUAAAGGAUCUGUGGAAAAUGGUGGCACUGGGGUCCAUGAAACAAGUUCUGUUGAGGGAAUAAAUAUUAAUGAGAUUAACGAAGCAUUUGAGAUGCCUGGAAAAUCAUCCAUCCAGCAAACUGAUAGGUUUAGCGGUUAUGAUGAAGAUGACAAUAAUUUUGAUGAGAACGAAUCUGAUUCUUAUGAUUCAGAAACAGAGAGUGAAUUGGAAUUCAAUGAUGAUGAUGAUAAUCGCAAGGAUUCAGAGAACAAUAGUAAUAUCGCGGAUGUCUUAGGAAAGGAAGAAAAUCUUGCUUCAUUGAAGGCCGCGUUUGAAAAUUUGUCCGCGCAAGCUCCAUUAAGUUCCUCAAAUGGGAAGAGGACAUUUUCUGUGAAUACAGAAGAUGGUUUAGACCCAUCAACAUUUUGCAGGGAGAAAAUAGCUAGAGAAAAUCACAAUUCUUCUCCGGGGGCACUCUUUGUUCUACCGCUUUAUGCUAUGUUGCCUGCUGCAGCUCAACUUCGUGUAUUUGAAGAAGUCAAGGAAGGAGAGAGGCUUGUUGUUGUUGCUACAAAUGUUGCGGAAACAUCUUUAACAAUUCCAGGGAUAAAGUAUGUGGUUGAUACUGGAAGGGAAAAGGUGAAGAAUUAUGAUUCCACUAAUGGCAUGGAGACAUAUGAAGUGAAAUUUAUAAGUAAGGCAUCUGCUGCUCAACGAGCAGGCAGAGCUGGAAGAACUGCUGCAGGACACUGUUAUCGUCUCUAUUCUUCUGCAGCUUUUAAUAAUGAGUUUCCUGGGUUCUCUCCUGCUGAAGUUGAGAAAGUGCCUGUUCAUGGUGUUGUCCUUUACUUGAAAUCCAUGCUUAUUAAGGAUGUUAAAAACUUCCCGUUUCCUACUCCUCUUAAGGUUGCUUCCCUGGUUGAAGCUGAGAAUUGCUUGAGAGCUCUUGAAGCACUUGAUUGUAAAGAUGACCUUACACUUUUGGGAAAAACCAUGGCACAUUAUCCUUUGAGUCCUCGUCAUUCUAGAAUGAUCCUUACUGUUAUAAAAAAUACAAGGCACAAGCAUAUUCGUAAUUCAAGUCUGCUUUUGGCAUAUGCUGUUGCAGCUGCUGCUGCUUUGAGUUUGCCAAAUCCUUUUGUAAUGCAAUAUGAAGGAAGCAGCAAAGAUUCAGAAAUGUCUGAGAAAUCUAGCAUUGGAGACGAUGAGAAAAAUAUUCAUAAAAUAGAAAAGACGAAGAGAAAGAAACUAAAAGAAACCUCUAAACUUGCUCGUGAAAAAUUUCGAAUUGUCAGCAGUGAUGCCCUAGCCAUAGCAUAUGCCUUGCAGUGUUUCGAACAUUCACAGAAUUCGGUACAAUUCUGUGAAGACAAUGCAUUGCAUUUCAAAACCAUGGAUGAAAUGUCCAAACUUAGACAGCAACUACUCAAAUUGGUCUUUUAUCAGAGUGAUAAGGGUGGUUUAGAACAAGAGUACACAUGGACUCAUGGAACUCUAGAGGACGUGGAACAUGCUUGGCGAAUUUCUUCUGCGCACUAUCCUCUCCCUCUGGUUGAGGAAAGGCUCAUUUGUCAAGCAAUAUGUGCUGGUUGGGCCGAUAGGGUUGCUAAACGUAUUCCAAUUUCUUCUAGGGUCGCUGAUGGAGGGACAAUUACUCGUGCUGGUAGGUAUCAAUCAUCCAUGGUCGAUGAAAGUAUUUUCCUUCAUCGUUGGUCAUCGGUUUCUACUGCACGCCCUGAGUUUCUGGUUUACAAUGAACUAUUAGAGACAAAAAGACCAAACAAAGAAGGGGAGACGAGUGCGAAAAGAGCAUACAUGCAUGGAGUAACGAGUGUGGAUCCAUCUUGGCUAGUUGAGAAUGCCAAGUCUUCAUGCAGCUUCUCUCCACCCUUGGAAGAUCCCAGACCAUUUUAUGAUGCGCAGGCUGAUGAAGUAAAAUGUUGGGUUAUCCCAACCUUUGGACGUUUCUGUUGGCAGCUUCCAAAGCAUUCAAUGCCCAUUAGCAACGUUGAGCUUCGGGUGCAGGUGUUUGCCUAUGCUUUACUUGAAGGUCAGGUGUGUCCGUGUUUAAAAUCUGUUCGGAAAUACAUGUCAGCCCCUCCUGAAAGUUUUUUGAGGAGAGAAUCUUUUGGUCAAAAAAGGGUAGGAAAUCUUUAUAGUAAGUUAAAAAGCAAGUUGAUCGAUAGCUCUGCCAUGUUAAGAACGGUGUGGAAGGAGAAUCCAAGAGAAUUAUUUCCAGAAAUUUUGGAUUGGUUUCAGCAAGGUUAUCGCAAUCACUUUGAAGAGCUAUGGUUACAAAUGCUCGGUGAAGUGCUACAUGAGACACAAGAACAACCUCUGCAUAAAAGUGUCAAAAGAAAGUUGAAAGGAAAAUCUAAAUCGCGGAAAUGAUUGCUCAGCAGUUAAGUUAAAACAUCAAUGUAACUCCUACAUUUGGUUGUUUCAUAGUUUAAGGCUAUGUUAAGAUUAGUUUCUAGAGCUUAUCAUUCAAAACAAGUUUAUGAUUCUUCCAAGUCCUUAUAGAGCUGUAGAAGUUAAACACGAGAACUUCUGAAAAAAUUGAGAUACAGAAGCUAUUUUAACUUAUACUAGAGUUGUAUAAGCAUAAUUUAGUUAUUGCAAGAUUAUUCAUUCUUUUAGUAUUUGCAUCUGCUUCAAGUUAAUCUAAAGUGACUCUAAGUUAUGUAUUACCAGUUUAGGCAA
Molecule: messenger RNA, 4742 nt
Organism: Trifolium pratense (red clover)
Lineage: Eukaryota; Viridiplantae; Streptophyta; Magnoliopsida; Fabales; Fabaceae
Product: ATP-dependent RNA helicase DEAH13
Exons: 12
Coding region: 396-4430 (1344 amino acids)
Biological process (GO): maturation of SSU-rRNA from tricistronic rRNA transcript (SSU-rRNA, 5.8S rRNA, LSU-rRNA)
Cellular component (GO): intracellular anatomical structure; nucleolus
Molecular function (GO): RNA binding; ATP binding
Source: RefSeq, a predicted model, not a curated record